AGCUUUUCAAAAGGUGACAGUAUGUCCUAUGUUCCAACAUAUAAAUCAUUCCUUCAUAUAACUUGAAAUCGUCUGGAUAAAAAUCAGUUUUUCGAUUUCAUCACUGAAUGAAUCAAAUUUUAUUAAGAAUUUUGAAAUCUCAUGUUAACAAACAGUCUUUUUUAGAUCAGCUUAAAGCAUUCAACGAAAAGCCAAAUAUAUUAGCUGCUGUCAUCUCAUGUGUCGAUUCACGUGUUUCAACAUCAAAACUUUUAUGCUCAAAUGUUGGUGAAUUAUUUAUCGAAAGAAAUCCAGGAAAUUUCAUUUGUUGUGAAAAUUCUUCACUGGAAUAUUUUAAUAAAAAUUGUGUUACACCAGGAUUUUUAGAGUUGACUUUAAUACGAUGUAGAAUCAACGACAUAAUUGUUUGUGGCCAUUCAGAUUGUCGGGCUAUGAAUUUAUUAAAUAACUUAGGAAAAUGUAAAUAUGAAAGAAGUCAUCCUUAUCUUGCUCAUCAUGAGCAUCAACCUAUCGAUGUUCAAAAUGAAAAUAAUAAAAUGACAUCAAGUCCUUUAGAAAAGUGGAUUUGGGAAAAUGGAUGUAAAACUUUACAAAAUUUUCAUCUUAAAUCUGAUAUUCUCAGUUUUAAAUCAUCAUCAAUUCAUUCAAAAUGUCCAACACUUGAACUUGAUUUAAAUUUGGCUAAACAUUUAACAGAAGUUGAUUUACUUUCUCAAAUUGAUAUGGUUUGACCUGAACAGUAUUCAAAAUCGAUUGAUCAACAGUUUGUGAAAAUAUUUUGCGACAUCAUACUAACCAAUUUUCAUUCUGGCUCAAUUGUGUCGUUUUGAUUCUUUCAUAUCACAUUUCAUGAAAUCUUAAUACUUAGUUAGAUUUCUUGCAACAUUCUUUACUUCAGAUUGUAAUGACUCAUACAAACUGUGAUUAAUAUGACAGGCUGAUACAAAAAACUAUUUUGUGACUUUAUUUGACCUUUAUAUCUGUAACUGUAACAUUCAUAGUCAUAUAGUAUACUCUUCUAUAUACUCUUCUAUAUAAUCCUAACCUUUCACUUACGUACGUUCAUGUGUAUGCAUGUUUUUUUUAAUUGCCGUUUGUCUAUAUUAAUAUUUUCGUACAUCAGCUUGGUUAUGGAGUUGGUGUAAAGCCAACGCCUAAGCUUUAUGCUUAUUUUUACCGAAAUCAUCCAUCUGAGCUAUAAAUCUUUUUCAUCUCAAAAUUCAUUUUUAC
Molecule: messenger RNA, 1230 nt
Organism: Schistosoma margrebowiei
Lineage: Eukaryota; Metazoa; Platyhelminthes; Trematoda; Strigeidida; Schistosomatidae
Source: the annotation of a GenBank genome assembly